GGAGCCAUGCUGCUCACCGCCGUGCUCCGCCGCGGUCGCAUCCCGGGCCGGCAGUGGAUCGGGAAGCACCGGCGGCCGCGGUUCGUGUCGGAGCAGGCGAAGCAGAACCUGGUCCGCCGCCUGGAGGUGGAGGCGGAGAACCAGUACUGGCUGAGCAUGCCCUACAUGAGCGUCGCGCAGGAGCGCGGCCACGCCGCCGAGCGCAGGGCGCGGGCCUUCGAGGCCAUCAAGGCGGCCCGCGCGGCCAAGUUCCCCCCGCACAGGUUCGCCGCCGACCAGCUCGGCCACCUCAACGUCUCCCGGAAGUGGUCCUGAGCCGGAGCCGCGCUCCGCCGGGCAGGCGCCGGGCCCGGGAGCCGAAGCGCUGAGAUGCGGGGAAGAUGUGAACCUGUAGAGCAGUGUGCGGCGGACGCGAGCAGACCUGGAUGCGGGGGCUGGGUGUGGGGCGUCCGGGGCAGUGACCUGUUGGGUCCCUUGUUUCUGCAGCUUGAUAAGAAGACAUCGGGGUCCCCUGGAGUCAUUAAUGCUAUAAAAGGUACCUUGAAUGAAGGGUGCAAUAAAGCUGUGAUUCUGUUCUUUGCCCAAGUAUGAGGCCCUUGAUGGAAGCUUUGUCGGGCAGUGGUAUUUUGCAGAAGUAAUUGCCUAAAGUUCAGUGGAAAUAAAGCUUUUCCAGUUCAACGUACUAAAAACAGCAUUUUUUUCUGCACUGACUACCAAAGGGGAUGUUUAAGCGAAAUAAAAAGUUACUUAUUAG
This is a messenger RNA of Chinchilla lanigera (long-tailed chinchilla), 754 nucleotides long. RefSeq names its product mitochondrial ribosomal protein L57 (gene Mrpl57). Gene Ontology annotation, molecular function: structural constituent of ribosome. Gene Ontology annotation, biological process: mitochondrial translation. The record is from RefSeq and is a predicted model, not a curated record. Gene Ontology annotation, cellular component: mitochondrial ribosome. Lineage: Eukaryota; Metazoa; Chordata; Mammalia; Rodentia; Chinchillidae.